AUAAGUAACAAUUAGUUAAAUAAUUAAAUGAGAAUUCAUUCCACUACUAUGAUUCCAAGUACCCCAAUUCCUUGCUUAUUCGUUGUGAUAUGAUUAAAUUUAGUUCUCUCUUUCCUUCUGAUUCGUGAAAACAAAAUCUCAUUUCUUACUCACUGCAAAAACACCAUUUUUCAGUUCAAACCCAAAAACUCGCUGAAUGCCUCUUCUUCCACUCCCAUCCACCACCAAAACCCUAAAUUUUCCAUCCCCUUUCUACCUCCACCAUGUCUCUUCCUUUCAAUCCAAAUCCAAACCCAAAUUCCAGUUUCAUCCAAUUCUCUCCCUCAAUCUCGCCUGCAAAGGUCUCACUCUCGCCGUCUCUUCCUCAUCACCGCCGGAUACGAAGCUGAGAAGCGUGGGAUCCAAAAACAUUGAUGUUGCCACUAUGGGUAAUCUCUGUCUUGAUAUUGUUCUCAAUGUUCCGCAAUUGCCACCUCUGUCUGUCCAUGAACGGAAAGCUUUCAUGGAACGGUUGGCUUCCUCUCCACCUCCCAAGAAAUAUUGGGAAGCUGGUGGGAACUGCAAUAUGGCUAUAGCAGCUGCGAGGCUGGGACUUGACUGUGUAUCAAUUGGUCAUGUGGGUGAUGAAAUAUACGGGAACUUUCUAUCGGAUGUGCUUCGUGAUGAGGGUAUUGGUAUGGUUGAGAUUAGUACUGGUGAUGAUACUGUCAGUAUGUCAGGUGACUCAUAUGAAACACUUAUAUGCUGGGUUCUCGUUGAUCCUUUGCAAAAACAUGAUUUUUGUAGUCGAGCUGAUUUUUGCAAGGAACCUGCAUUUAAUUGGCUGAGCACAAUUUCUAGAGAAGCAAAAUUAGCUAUUAAAAAUUCAAAGGUUUUGUUUUGUAAUGGAUAUGGUUUUGAUGACCUAUCUCCUAGUUUACUGCAAUCUGUAGUGGACUGUGCUGUUGAAGUUGGCACAUCAAUCUUUUUUGAUCCAGGGCCACGUGGGAAGAGUCUCUCCGCUGGGACGCCAGAAGAACAAAGAGCUCUUAACCAGUUUUUGAGGAUGAGUGAUGUUCUUCUCUUAACGGCUGAUGAGGCUGAGUCAUUAACUGGCAUAGGAGAUCCGAUAUUAGCUGGGCAAGAGUUGCUUAAAAGAGGGAUCCGCACAAAGUGGGUGAUUGUAAAAAUGGGUCUUAAGGGUUCAUUUCUAAUAACUACAUCAAGUAUAGUGUGUGCACCUGCAUUCAAGGUGAACAUUGUUGACUCUGUUGGGUGUGGAGACAGUUUUGUAGCUGCUAUUGCUUAUGGUUUUAUACAUAAUUUGCCAAUGGUUAAUACAUUAGCAAUUGCAAAUGCAAUAGGUGCUGCAACAGCCAUGGGCUGUGGUGCUGGUAGGAAUGUAGCAUCACUGGAAAAAGUAGUUGAUAUAUUAAGAUCACCUAACCUCAAUGAAGAUGACGAGUUUUGGACCGAAAUUCUCGAAAAGGAAGUGUUAGAUCAGGAAGUAACAUGUCUGUCAAAUAUUAUGAAUGGAAACAAAAAUCAUCUCAACUUUGUCUCAUUUGACCAGGUCGCCUCUGAGCUCUUGCCGAAGCUUGAGUUUCCACAAACAGUGGAGAAUGUUCCAACUUGAUUUUUGUGGACAGUAGAUCGUAGCCACUGUUUAUCCACUCAUGUGAACUAACCCUUCUCUGGAUUCUCUUACUUCUUGGCUCCUUCAUCCUCUAAAAGUUCAAAAGUAAGCGAUAAGGCGACAGUUUUUUCUCUCCGACAAUAUUACAUUACAAUAGCUAAUUAAAAAGGCAUUGUCUUUUAGCAAGUAUAUGAGAGAUUGCUGCUCAUCAAGCCUUUUAGCUGAUUUCUUUUAUUUCAGUCUCAAUGAUUUUCCUUUGAUGUCAAAGGUAUUUUUCCUUUCAGAAAGGGUGAGAAGGCUUUUAUCCUUGGACAAAUUCCAUUUUUUGGGCUUCAUUUUUGCAUGAAUGCUUCUGAAGCAGUGAUAUGUAAUAGUAUAUAUUUUGAUAGUCAAUUGAUGGCAGUGGGAGAAAUGGUUUGUAUGAAUUUCAAUAUUUUGAAUAGGAAUUGUAGUACUAAUUUAUGGUACUUAUGGUUGGAAUUAUUACAAAUAUAUCUGACAAAUGUUUUUCUCUUA
Molecule: messenger RNA, 2131 nt
Organism: Lathyrus oleraceus (garden pea)
Lineage: Eukaryota; Viridiplantae; Streptophyta; Magnoliopsida; Fabales; Fabaceae
Product: fructokinase-1
Exons: 5
Coding region: 197-1615 (472 amino acids)
Source: RefSeq, a predicted model, not a curated record